This is a messenger RNA of Panthera uncia (snow leopard), 1627 nucleotides long. It is a transcript of the gene GABRG3, whose product is annotated as gamma-aminobutyric acid type A receptor subunit gamma3. Lineage: Eukaryota; Metazoa; Chordata; Mammalia; Carnivora; Felidae. Gene Ontology annotation, biological process: signal transduction; gamma-aminobutyric acid signaling pathway; chloride transport. The transcript is spliced from 11 exons. Gene Ontology annotation, cellular component: postsynapse; synapse; neuron projection. The record is from RefSeq and is a predicted model, not a curated record. Gene Ontology annotation, molecular function: transmitter-gated monoatomic ion channel activity involved in regulation of postsynaptic membrane potential; benzodiazepine receptor activity; inhibitory extracellular ligand-gated monoatomic ion channel activity. The coding region runs from base 79 to 1551 and encodes 490 amino acids.
GGAGGCGAGGCCCGCGCUCCGGAGGAAGCCGCGCCUGGCUGGAGGCCCCAGACCCUGCUCCCCGAGCUCCACCGCACCAUGGCCCCGAAGCUGCUCCUCCUCCUCUGCCUGUUCUCGGGUUUGCACGCCCGGUCCAGGAAGGUGGAAGAGGAUGAAUAUGAAGAUUCAUCAUCAAACCAAAAGUGGGUCUUGGCUCCAAAGUCCCAAGACACUGAUGUGACUCUUAUCCUCAACAAGUUGCUAAGAGAAUAUGAUAAAAAGCUGAGGCCAGAUAUUGGAAUAAAACCGACCGUAAUUGACGUUGACAUCUAUGUUAACAGCAUCGGUCCUGUGUCAUCAAUAAACAUGGAAUACCAAAUUGAUAUAUUUUUUGCUCAGACCUGGACAGACAGUCGCCUUCGAUUCAACAGUACAAUGAAAAUACUCACUCUGAACAGCAACAUGGUGGGAUUAAUAUGGAUUCCAGAUACAAUCUUCCGCAAUUCUAAAACUGCAGAGGCUCACUGGAUCACCACACCCAAUCAGCUCCUCAGAAUUUGGAAUGAUGGGAAAAUCCUUUACACUUUAAGGCUCACCAUAAAUGCAGAGUGCCAGCUACAGCUGCACAACUUUCCCAUGGAUGAACAUUCCUGUCCACUGAUUUUUUCCAGCUAUGGCUACCCCAAAGAAGAAAUGAUUUACAGAUGGAGAAAAAAUUCAGUUGAGGCAGCUGAUCAGAAAUCCUGGCGGCUUUAUCAGUUUGACUUUAUGGGCCUCAGAAACACUACAGAAAUUGUAACAACAUCUGCAGGUGAUUAUGUUGUCAUGACUAUAUAUUUUGAAUUGAGUAGAAGAAUGGGAUACUUCACUAUUCAAACAUACAUUCCCUGUAUACUGACUGUGGUUUUAUCCUGGGUGUCAUUUUGGAUCAAAAAAGAUGCUACACCAGCAAGAACAGCAUUAGGCAUCACCACAGUGCUGACCAUGACCACGCUUAGCACCAUUGCCAGGAAUUCCUUGCCCCGCGUGUCCUAUGUGACAGCCAUGGACCUCUUUGUGACUGUUUGCUUCUUAUUUGUCUUUGCUGCUCUGAUGGAGUAUGCCACCCUCAACUACUAUUCAAGUUGUAGAAAACCAACUACCACCAAGAAGAAAACAUCGUUAUUGCAUCCAGAUUCCUCAAGAUGGAUUCAUGAGCGAAUAAGCCUACAAGCCCCCUCCAGGAAAAGUGUAAUGACCUUGAAGAAAGUAUGUAGAAAAACAACUCAGAGAGAAAGGGCUCCAGGCCAGAACUAUUCUCUCCUUGACGUGAGGCCACCACCACCUGCAAUGAUCACUUUAAACAAUUCUGUGUACUGGCAGGAAUUUGAAGAUACCUGCGUCUAUGAGUGUCUGGAUGGCAAAGACUGUCAGAGCUUCUUCUGCUGCUAUGAAGAAUGCAAAUCCGGAUCUUGGAGAAAAGGGCGUAUUCACAUAGACAUCUUGGAGCUGGACUCAUAUUCUCGGGUCUUUUUCCCUACAUCAUUCCUGCUCUUCAACUUGGUUUAUUGGGUUGGAUAUCUGUAUCUCUAAAUAUUUCUGUGGUGAUGAGUAAAGAGCACUAGAUUUCACUCUUUACUUUCACUGUCCCCAGACCAGUAGUGACCAA